Rhinopithecus roxellana (golden snub-nosed monkey) is the source of this 1777-nucleotide messenger RNA. RefSeq names its product inhibitor of CDK, cyclin A1 interacting protein 1 (gene INCA1). Gene Ontology annotation, cellular component: cytoplasm. The coding region runs from base 348 to 1058 and encodes 236 amino acids. Gene Ontology annotation, molecular function: cyclin binding; cyclin-dependent protein serine/threonine kinase inhibitor activity. Gene Ontology annotation, biological process: negative regulation of cell population proliferation; negative regulation of cyclin-dependent protein serine/threonine kinase activity. The transcript is spliced from 7 exons. The record is from RefSeq and is a predicted model, not a curated record. Lineage: Eukaryota; Metazoa; Chordata; Mammalia; Primates; Cercopithecidae.
GGGGACCGAGCUGCGGACGCAGAAGGGCGAGCAGACGCCGCAACCCAGGAGGGCUGCAGACGCCUGAGGAGCAGGGAAACGUCGGGUGCUGACCCGCGGGGGCACCAAGGCCCCGGCCCAGCACAUGUCGCCGCGGUUGGAGGCGCGUCCAGGGGGCGGAGCCUCCUGCCGAGGCCCGCCCAGAAGGCGGCUCCGCUCAGGCCCCGCCCUCAGGCGAGCACCGCCCGUCGGCUCCUCCCGCGGCUCGAAUCGCCGUCUCUCUCCUCCCCGCCCCGCCGAGUUCUAGAAUUCGCCGCGCAGCUGCUUCAGCACCAAAAAGGAAACUAGCUACCCAGCCCAGUCCAGUCAUGCAGGUGCAGGAUGAUGGAGGCAACCUCAUCCCCUUUGCCAAGUGUUCCAGGGUGGUCAGCCGAUCUCCACCACCAAGGUUGCCUUCCCAGAGCCUCAGACUCAUGCCCCAGCGUUAUGGAGAUGUCUUCUGGAAGAACCUUAGUCAAAGGCCCAGCCUCACUUGGCUGGAGGAGCAGCACAUUCCACCCAUGCUGAGAGCCACUGGUUGCUCCCAGCUUGGUCUGUAUCCUCCUGAGCAGCUCCCACCCCCUGAAAUGCUUUGGAGAAGAAAGAAGAGGAGGCCAUGUUUGGAAAGAAUGCAGCAGCAGGGGCUUGGGGGGGUCCCCGCCCGGGUGAGGGCUGUCACUUACCACCUGGAGGACCUAAGAAGGCGUCAGAGCAUCAUCAAUGAACUGAAGAAGGCCCAGUGGGGCAGCUCUGGGGCUGCAUCUGAGCCAGUGGUGGUUGGCGAAGAGGGCUGUGGAUUUCCUAGCACCAAUGAAUACCCUGAUCUGGAAGAGGAGAGGGCAACCUAUCCACAAGAAGAGAACAGUUUUCUCACUCCUGGCAGGGCCCAGCUGCUUUGGUCUCCAUGGAGUCCCCUGGGUCAGGAGGUGGCUUGUGCCUCUACUCAGCUGCACUCUCUGGCCUCCUUCAGCACUGUCACAGCCAGGAGGAACCCCCUUCACAAUCCCUGGGGGAUGGAGUUGGCAGCGUCUGAAGAGUAAAGAGAAACCACCGAUGCCGAGAUACUGGUGGUGCCCCAGGGACCCAAGACUAGUUCCGUCACUAGAGUCACCCCCAUUGCUGACAUGAAGGCGUUUCCCCUUCCUUAGCCUCUCCAACUGCCUUUCCCAUCCUCUGAACUAGGCAUUAACAGCCCCCCUGGGCUCCCAAAUCAACCCACCGCUCUCACAGGAGCACCCCAAGUCCUGUUUUCCUCCAGGCCCCGCCCCUGGCCUUGUGUUCUCUCUGCUCUGUUAUUAAAAAGCAAGCAAGUGGAGCCCGAGUUGUCUUUCUUCUUGGGAUGCAGCGAUGGAGAGGCCAAUGGGGAAGGAGGGCUCCUUUCGCUUUCUCGAGGACUCAGCUACAAUGAAGUCGGGCUGGGUCCCCAAAUUCAAGGAGUCUUGUCCGGGGCGAGAAGGGUCCUGCUCCCAGUCCUGUGUUCCUCGCCCGGCCCCUCGGGUUCCAGCACUGGUCGGCCGCCCCUGCCCCGUUCUCUCCGACUGGGAGUCAGCCGGCCGAGCUUCCGCCUCCAGGACCCUGGAAUCCUGCCCCUCAGCGCUACUGCCCUUUUGGGGACUUCCUAGUAGUAUGUCCCUCGGCCUGGCUCAGAGCCUCAGAAGCCGAGUCCCUCUGCCAAGCGCCCCACCCAGAACCCCACGUGUGCUGACCCCAGGUUCCCUUCCUGACCCCCAUCUCCUUAAUUGGGAAGCCCCGCCCCUUG